GGCAGCAGUCGAUCCAAAAGGCUGCUGGGAAACUGCGCAACAGCCUGGGAACGAGGACGGAAAGUUCUCCUCCACCCCGUCUCACUCCCCCUUUUCCAGGGACUCGGUACUAGGGGGCCGGGCGUCUCCUGCGUGCGGGUAACAGUUGCCAGGAACAGCUAAGUUGAGGACCGGCAAUUUGCCCAGCCAGUUGUCCCUUCUCCGUCUUCCCCUCCCUCCCUCCGCGAGGGCCGAGGACAGCGACGUCCUCCUCCCUCUUCUCCUCCUCUUUGGUGCCUUCAGCCAGGAGGCGGGAGUGACCCGCAGCAGCUGACCCAACACGGGCACUGCCUGUCCCACAGCCCUCAGAACACAUCAUGGGCCCAGAGGCGGGUUUGCAGCACAGCAGCGACGACGCAGGCGGCAGCCCCGGCGACUCUCAACUGCCUCCCUGACUGCCGACAUCACCGCCCAGCACCCCGAAAAGCCAUCGCCACCAACGGCAGGAGAAUCUAGGGGCCUCCCAAAACACCUUCGCAAUUUACUCAAGAUACGUCAACAACUAUGGCGGGCGAGGAGCAGCGGGCGGAGCCGGUGAGGGAAGGUUGGGGGCUGUACGUCACGCCCAGGGCUCCGCUGCGGGAGGGAAGGCCCCGGCUCGCCCUUCAAAAUGGCGGCGGCAGUGACACGCCUGCGUACGGAACUCCUACGCCGUCGCGCCACGGCCGGCGGGAAGUGAGGUUCUCAGAAGAGCCGCCCGAAGUGUACGAUGACUUCGAGCCCCGGGCGGCCAAGCAAAAGGCCCCGGGGGGAAGACAAAUUCCGCUAGAAGAGUUCCGGCCCGAUUCAGCAAAAGAGGAAGUGAGAGAAAGCGCCUACUACCUUCGGUCUCGGCAGCGGAGGCAACCGCGACUCCAGGAAGCAGAGGAGAUGAAGACGCGAAGGGCUACUCGCCUCCAGCAGCAGCAGCAGCAGCAGAACUCACAGUCGUCUCCCCUACAGUCGUCUCCGGUUACGACCCGGAGAGGAUUACGGGACUCCUCCCGUUCAUCUGAAGAGGAUGAACCACCUUCACAAACUGUUUUAAGCCAAACAGUCUCAAAGAAAACUAUCAGGAGAACACAAGAAACUCCAGUCCCCGUGCUAGAUGCUGAGGGUACUGCAAAAGCAGGCAAGGGAAGGAGAUUGCUACGAAGGAAGGUGGUGAGUGAAGAUCCUGUAAUCAGCCUGUGUAGACCCCCUCUAAGAGGCUCACGAUCUGAUUCGACAUACAAAACAAAUGGAAAUACUAAAAUGAGUGAAUUAGAAGCCACCAGUGUCCAAGAGAAGGUGAAUUUCUCUGAAGAAGGAGAAACUGAAGAAAAUGAUCAAGACAGCUCUGACAGUGAUGUUUCUACUGUUAAAGUCAGAUCCAGGGAUUCUGUUGAGUCUGAAGACCAAACCAUUAGAUCAUCAAGUCAAUAUCCAGAAUCACUUUGGCAGUCAUCACAAAGUCGAAACUACACAGCUUUUGAUAAGCAACCAUUAGUGCUUAGCUCGGGAUAUCACAAAACCCCUCAGGAAUGGAUUGAACACGCCACAAGAAUAAGGACUAGGAUGAAAACAUCAUCACCAAGCAAGAGUUCAAUAUAUGGCAGUUUUUCAGAUGAUGACACUGUUCUGAAAUCAGAUCUUGGAAACCAGUCUCCAUCAACCUCCAGCCAACACAUGACUGGACAACACAAAAGUGCAUCUUUUGUCCAGAUGAAGUGGUGGUGGCCACUUGUUCUGAUAGCUGCUCUUGUCAUUGGGAGUUUUUGGUUCACUCCUACUCCUGAGGCAGAAACCACUGCUGUUCAAGAGUUCCAGAACCAGAUGAAGCAACUUAUGAACAAGUACCAAAGUCAAGACGAGAAGCUGUGGGAAAGGAGCCUGACAUUCCUGAAAAAACAUCUUAAUAGCUCCCAGCCUCGGCCUCAUCCUGCUAUCUUGCUGCUCACUGCUGCCCGAGAUGCUGAGGAAGCACUCAAGUGUCUGAGUGAGCAAAUUGCCGAUGCCUAUUCUUCCUUCCGCAGCGUUCCUGCCAUCCGGAUUGAUGGGGCAGGCAAAGCUACUCAAGACAGUGACACUGUCAAACAAGAGGUAGAUCAGGAACUGACCAACGGAUUCACAAACGGCCAGAGUGCAGCCGUGGUACACCGCUUCGAGUCACUGCCUGCAGGCUCUGCUUUGAUCUUCUAUAAGUAUUGUGACCAUGAAAAUGCAGCCUUCAAAGAUGUAGCCUUAGUCCUGACUGUCUUGUUGGAGGAGGAGACACUUGAAACCAGUCUAGGCCUAAAGGAAAUUGAAGAAAAAGUGAGGGACUUCCUCAAAGUAAAGUUCACCAAUUCUGACACACCCAACUCCUACAAACAUAUGGACCCAGACAAAUUGAGUGGACUCUGGAGCCGCAUUUCUCACUUAGUCCUGCCUGUACAACCUGAAAAUGACCUGAAAAGCGGUAUCUGCUUAUAAGGGGUGAAAAUCAUGUCUCAAGUGAGAAUUUUUCAGUCUUUGUAACCAGAGACAGAAUUCGGAGCUCUUUUUGGAAGAACUGGUUUCUUUUUAAAGGAAGUUAACUUCUUAAGUAAACAUGGAACAUCUAAAUUGUGUAUUCAACCUAAUUAUCUGUUACUUGAGAGAAUCAUUUCCCUGUUUCGAUUGAAAUUCUGUGUUAAUGAUAUCUGAGGACUGUAGAUUAUAUGCGGUCUCACUGAGGAUCUGCUUAGGUUCUGGGUUGAGUCAUUAUUGCUGUGGUAUGACCAGUGGGAGGGAUAGGCUCUUUUUUAUGAAUCCUCCCAAUUUUUUUAACUUUGUUUUUUUUCUCUUCUGCAGAGUUUGUUGAGUUAUUAGUAAGGCAGCUCCCUAAAUGUGACUGUGGAUUUUCCCUGUUUUAUUCUCUUUUAUAUCAUUUAGAUGUGAAUUCCUUAGUCAGCUUCUGCUUUUGGAACAAAAGUAAUGAAAGGUCA
Molecule: messenger RNA, 2966 nt
Organism: Camelus dromedarius (Arabian camel)
Lineage: Eukaryota; Metazoa; Chordata; Mammalia; Artiodactyla; Camelidae
Gene: TOR1AIP1
Product: torsin 1A interacting protein 1
Exons: 13
Coding region: 544-2472 (642 amino acids)
Biological process (GO): nuclear membrane organization
Cellular component (GO): nuclear membrane
Molecular function (GO): ATPase activator activity
Source: RefSeq, a predicted model, not a curated record